AUCUCUUGCAUUUUGAUGUCACAUUCCUGGAGUUUCUGAGCUAUGGUCGGCGACCUCGGAGGACUGGCCAGCAGACAGUGAGGCAGCCAGAGGGUAGUCUUCAUCCCCAUCGUCUGUGGAACCUGAUAACGGAAGGAUAAAGAGAGGAGUGUAUGUGUUUGGAGGAGGACAGGAUCCAGAUUGUUUGGAUAUGGCAUUUCUAUGAGAGAGAGAGCUGAUCCAAGGUCAAGGCCUUUCUCCCCUCCCCUUCGAGUCACAUGUCAGCGUGAGGCUCAACUCCCCAAGGUUGCUGCUGCUACUCUGAGGGACCUAAAUACUUGUAAACUCACUUGGAGAAAGUAGCAGCGUGUAAGGUUCAUUUGGAAGUGGGAGAGCCAAGAGGAGAGAGAUUCUUAUCAAGUACUUUCUAAACUGCACUGGAUACAGAUUCUUUUGGAUCUAAUCACUUAGAGAAAAUGACUAAUCUGCUAUCCGAACCAUAGAAGUGCAUACACAAACCCAAUGAGCACACUUAAGGAGACUGGGCUCCGUUUCCUAGAUAUCAAGAGUCACACCGAGUUAUCACUGCAGAGACCUAAUUGUCUCACAACAUUGACUGUUUGAGAAGGAAGAUGCCGGCAAAGACACCAAUAUACUUAAAAACCACAACUCCCAAGAGGGGCAAGAAGCUGAAGCUCCGCGAUGUCCUCUCGGGUGAUAUGAUCAGCCCCCCACUGGGUGACGUGCGCCACAGUGCCCAUGUGGGCCCUGAAGGGGAGGGCGACAUGUUCGGGGACGUCGCUUUCCUCCAGGGCAAGAUGGACAUGCUCCCUUCACCCAGCCGGCUGCGGAAUGGACACGGACGCUCGCACAGCAUGGAGAGAUGCCCGGAGUAUGGUUUCUCCAGCAAACAGGACUCAAAUAACUAUGCCUACAAUGGCUACCACUACCAGCACUCCUCAGCGGGCCUGCUGAAGACCACCAUUUCCAUGCCAGUGUUCAUCGCCCAUGAGCAGGCGCCACCCAAACCGCCACGCCUUCAUCUGGACGAUCCCUCACUUCCAUCUCUGCCUUGCCAGCUGCAGCAGGGCCACUUCCAGAGCCUCCAUCAGCAGUCAAACAAGCAGAUCAAGAGCAAUGGGUACAGCCAGACCGACAGCAGCCAGCAGCAUCGCACCUCAUCUCUAUGUGAGAAUGGCUUGGUGGGCCGCUUGGCCACUGAGCCCUGUCGUGACAUCUCCUUCUCCCCUGCUGUCCGCAGGAUUGUCCCCUCCUCUGGCUCGUUCUCUGAGGUCUCCUCCGAAGACUCCAUGUCUGAGACCUGUGGGCCCCUGGACACGCGCCGGGGCCUCAGCCUGGACUCUGACGCCGGGCUGAGCAAUGAGGACCUGAGGAGUGAACGUAGCGAGUCACCCUCCACUCCCGCCCUUCCAGCCGGCCUCAUGGCAUCACCCAGCGCCUUUGGGGUGCCAAGGUCGGACUCAAUGGCAGGAUUGGACCUGGAUCUGGGGCCUUCCAUCCUGGAGGACGUCCUGAGCAUCAUGGACCGCUACAAGGCAGUUGACGACCACUGUUAGCUGUCAGGAAUGGAGAAAUGAACUCACUAUAAAUCAUAUUUUCUUUUAUACAAUUAUGCUUUAAAACUCUGUGAAGGAGUGGAGCAAUGGACAGUAGAGGCUGUCUUUUUGAAGAGACUUGCCAACUGAGUUUAGAGGUAAAAAGGACAUUAGAAAGAUGAGAGGUGCGUGGACAUUAUUGAUCUCAAGUGCUGGGACUAUGACAACAGCCAAGGCAAAGGGCUGGUCCUUAUGAGCCUUUAUCAGAGCUGAACCACAGACAUAAGUGGAUAGUUGGUAGGAUGAUGAUGAUGAUGAUGAUGAUGAUGAUGAUGAGUGGAAUGGGACCCAUCUUGUUAAAAAUCAUGAAAAUACAUUUUCCUUUUCCUUGGAAGAAAUUCCAAAAUACCAGGAUUUGCAUUUUUUGAAACUAACUUCUGCUGAUAAUUUAAUUUUCUGUCUGCUAUUUCUCUUGGAAAUGAUUAAUAAAAUGUCCUACUGAUUUAGAUAUAGAUAAGUGUUGACUGAUCUGGGGAACACAGAUCACAGCAGCUCUGAAAGCAAUAUCUGUUGACAUGCAAUGAAUUAGGAUGUUGAAAACGUAAUUAGAAAAAUGUACUUUUCUGCAGUGGAGUUCACAGUGUAUUUUUUUGGUCAUAUUAAGCUGGGCUGCAAACAAAGUAUAAAGGUUGGAUAGGUAAGCCGGGCUAUACUGUAAUUUAUUUUGGCGGCCUCAAAACUCAAUGUAAGCGCUUUAAAGUUUCAGAAGAUCCUUAUCCUAAUUCUUCAGGCUUUUGUUGCCAAGUUUCAAAGCUUUCUGUGAGAGAUCUGUAGAAUUUGUUGUGUACAUGAUUUGACUGUCCUAACAGAAAAAAAGAUAUCAGUUAAAGUUGUCCUUAGCUGCCAGCAAGUGGUGCUUUUGAGAACUGCACCAUUGACUUUUCAGUAGCAGAUUUUUUUUCCUUUGAUCUGAGGGAAAAGCAAGGAGACACAUUUCAUUGCGUAUCUAAUAAAAUGCUUCCAGUAUAGGAAAAGUGCUGCUUCUUAGAUUGUCAUAAGAUAUCAGUCCUUUAAAACAAAGACUCUUCUUUCAUGUUCUUCAUGUUCACUUCAUGUUUCUUCCAUGUGUGGCUCACUGUUGGCCUCCCUAACACUAAUGUCUGCAUUAUCACAGUAGCCUAUAUUUCAAAUGUCACAUAUGCUGUAUAUAUCAUUCUAAAUGUAUGAAUAAAUAUGAUUCUAUAAAGAAAA
Messenger RNA from Myripristis murdjan (pinecone soldierfish), 2786 nucleotides. Its product is annotated as cdc42 effector protein 2. The record is from RefSeq and is a predicted model, not a curated record. Gene Ontology annotation, cellular component: cytoplasm; plasma membrane; cytoskeleton. The transcript has a single exon. The coding region runs from base 612 to 1556 and encodes 314 amino acids. Gene Ontology annotation, molecular function: small GTPase binding. Gene Ontology annotation, biological process: regulation of cell shape; positive regulation of pseudopodium assembly; Rho protein signal transduction. Lineage: Eukaryota; Metazoa; Chordata; Actinopteri; Holocentriformes; Holocentridae.